AAGUCCAAGUGUAUUUGAUCAUAAUUCCGAUAAACGAUGAAUGCAUUCCAAAUGGAUGUGUAAAAUACAUAUUAAGCAUCGAUACAAAUAUCAUCGUUUUCCGCGGAAAUUCCAUCAUGUGUCAAUAAACUCGAAACAGUUUAACUACAGUUACGCCAACAACAACAAUACGAAGUAAGAAAACAAAAAAUCAUGAUCUGCGGAAUUCCGCAUGUAAUUUCGCAAUUGAAUCGAUUUCCCAACGUGAGUGAUUCGAGGCAUGGAUCGCAUAUGAUUUAGAAUUCAGGCGAAAAAAUAGAGACACAUAUAGUGUGCGAGCCCAGAGACCUAAUCCGAUCACGAGUGACACAUCGAAAAGUGGAAAGAAAUCGAACAUGAUUGCGAAUCAAAGCAAUUAUCCGGACAAAAAUCACAAGAGUGUUGCGAUGAUUAAGUCGUCGUUGCAUUGGAAAAAUGUUCGUGCAAAUCACCUGCAUGCAAAAUCAACAUCAUUGGAACAACCUCUACAAAACUAUCCACUUGUAUCGAUACAUGAGAGUGAAUAUGAAUCACGUGAACAUCCGAAUAGUGGUACAUCAUCGACACAAGUGCAGCAAUCGAAUGUUCAAUACAAAUAUUCUCGAAUACCAACGACAACGAACACGACGGUUUGCAAUUUUAAUCAAAUUUCCAAAGCACCGACAAAUUUAUGGAAUGGCAUAUACGAGAAGCACUUGUUGAACCAGACAAAGUUCGAACGUUUCGACGAUGACAAAUGGGCAAACAAAUGUACAUCAAAUGGUGUGAUGCGAAAAAAUAGGGAGACGACCGGUGGCGUCAGUAAUAUUCAACUAUCGAAAACCAAUUUCAAUAAUAAUUCGUGUCAAAACGAGCUCCGGCCAAUAUCAACGGUUCGCAAUAACUUCGAACAAAAUCCACAGUUUGCAUUAAUGCGUCGACAUAUUGAUCCUCAAUUGACAUUUUCUGAAUCAUGUAUGAUAAAAAAGAGUGCAAAAAUUCGAAUGACAAAUCGUCCACCAAAUUUAUCGGCCGAACAACAACAACAGCAACAACCGCCCACCAAUUUUCAUAAGCAAAUCAAUAUUUUUGAACUUAAUGGUUGUGCAGCAUCGACAGCGGGAGGCGGAAAAAUAUUACCAAAGGAAAUGAAGGCAAACAAAAAUGCAUCAAAUGAUUUGCACCUUGUUCCCUCAACAACACCAAUACCAAAUGUGUACAUGCAAAGCGGUGGCGGCGGCACGAGAGAGCAAAGACAUCGGCUUUAUGCAUAUUCGAGUGAAACACAAAUUCCGAGUGAAAUGGGUUUUAUGUAUGUGCAGCCGGGCGUAAUUGAAAAGAAUCUUUUUUGCCCGGUGCCAUUACACUACAAUGGUCACAACAAACAAAUAAAGAAUGAAAUCAACGACGCCGAUUGUCAGAUGUACAAAAACGCUGGUGUUUUGAAUCAAGCGUAUAAUAGAAUUAGUGGCAAUAUUUGUUUGGAACGUGGCCAACGUGGACAACGAGGACAACCGGUUGGUGGAAAUCACCUCGAAGAUUCAUCAGUGCCAGCAUUUGGCAAUGUUGCUACACCAGCGUCGACAAAAACGGCAUCACUUUCGGUGGUAUCUGCUGUGAACGCCAAAGUCUCGUGUAAUACAUUUGAGAAUGCCAUAACAAGUUCGGGUAUUGGUGUUCCUCAUGCUGUUGCUGUUGUUACUUCUGGUGGUGAAUCAACUCUGGCCACAAAUUGUGAAUACACAAGUAACAGUAAAAUUAAUAUUAUGCUUGAAACGGCACAGGCGAUGGCAGCAGCUGCUUAUUUUGCAAGAGCUGCUCAACGAAUGGCCAACAAUAAUGCGCCAGUUAGAUCGCGAGUUCCAGACAUACCAAAUGCGGAGCGUGGCGGAUUUUGUGGAGCACUCCAGCGAAUUCAACCUUCAAUGCCAGCUGUUCUGGCGAGACGGCUGGCAAAUAAAGAGAACUAUGGACUGGGAAAGGUUAAAGUUAUGCUUCGCAUAUCGGAGUCAGCUUUGACGGAAGAUUCGCAAAAGCCUCAUUACUUGUCUAUUGACAAGAAGAAGCGACAAAUUACAUUAACCGAUCCAACAACAUCGGCACCAAGUUCGCAAGCAUCACAAGAACGAGGCCCCAAAGUUGCCGCACCGAAAAUCUUCGCAUUCGAUAAUUUGUUUACCGACGAAGAUGCUCAAAGUGAUGUCACAUCAUCGGCUCUAUCCGAAGUCAUACCCGCUGUGCUUGAAGGCAACGACGGUUGCUUGCUCACGCUUGGCUAUGCCGAAUCAGGUCAAUCGAAAACAAUGUUUGGAUCACUGGCAUCGGCAAAGGAACUGGGUGCAAUACCAUGUGCGAUAUCAUGGUUGUACAAAGGAAUUAAUGAACGUCGACAAAAAACUGGCGCACGAUUCUCAGUUCGGGUAAGCGCAUUGGGUGUAAGUGCAUCGAAGCCGGGCUCAUCAUCAAAAGAUCUUCUCAGUGCACAUGCAACAGAUUCGGAUGAUUCGCCGAGCGUGUAUUUGCGUGACGAUUUUUUAGGUGGUCCAACUGAAUUGAGAGCACCAACAGCCGAACGAGCUGCAUUAUUUUUAGAUUCAGCACUAGCAUCACGUCUUCCGGGCAAUUCGGAAGCGGCAAUCAUUUUUACGUUGCACGUAUAUCAGUAUAGUUUAGCCGGAAAAGGUGGUGUUGCUGGCGGUCGAAGUCGUUUGCAUCUUAUUAAUUUGGGCGGUUGUGCUAAUCGCUCCGGUGGAUUUCCUUUGUCCGGCAUUGGUACCACUUUGUUUGCCAUUCUUGGUGGUCAAAAGCAUACACCAAACCAAAAUCAUCCGCUGACACCUCUACUCAAAGACUGUUUAGCUCCAAUUACUUGUCACGUUACGAUUUUGGCACAUAUCAUAUGUUCACAGACACAUGCAGAUGUUCUCACUACAGUACAAGUUGCAUCACGAAUACAUAGAAUGCGACGACGAAAACAUCGAUUGCCUUUGUCAACGCAAAAAGCAUUAGGCUUUGAUAUUACAGGAAACUUUUCAAGUUCGGAUGGUCCAGAUCCUUCGAGCUCCGACCUAUCGGCCGAUACGGUAAUUUAUUUGGGGCCAAGCGAUGAUGCCACCGACGGUGAACAUCCACCAGUUUACAUCCCAUCUAUGAACUCUGGCGAUAACCGAUGUUCAAUGAACAAAGCGUUAAAGGGAUCGAGUGCUGAAAAACCCAGUAAACUACCGCUGAAAAAAACCACAAAACCACAAAGUCCGGUACCGAACCAACGAACUGAUAGCCUUAAGCGUAGAUUAGCAACAAAUUCAAGUCCGAUAUCAUGCGAAAAACCAACCAGCGAUCAAAUGCCAUCGUAUCAAUACAAUCCAUCGAUACCAUCGCAAUCUCAAUCCGUUUCAUUGCCAAAUUCACCAAAAAUCAUCGCGUCACAGGUAAGACAUACACCAGCGCACAUAUCAUCACCGAAGGGUUCACCGUUACGACGACCGAGCAACAGUAAUCACGGAAGUCCAAAGCGGCAAGUGGGGGUCGAAGAGCAAUGGAUCGAUGGUCCGAGAUUGUCUAAAUUUAAAGUGGCCGAAGCACGACACUUGAUGCGCGAAAUAAAUCACGUUAAAAAGUGUGAAACAUGGAUUGAUGGUCCGAAAAUGUCGCCCAGCAAAUCGAUAGCCGUAGGUGGUGCAGUGCCAGCGUCAUGUUCGGCACAACAAACAUACGGAUAUAUGGACACACACAAAAAAAUCAUGAUUCGACAAUGGGUGGAGAAUCAAACAAAUCAAGUGUUUAACGCAAGCAAUUCAAGUCCAAAGAUAAACGCUCACUCGCGAAUAUUGCCAAUGCCGGUCAAUGCCAAAUGUACAUCAGACGAUGAAGAAAUUUGUAUAGAAACAACAUUGAAUGAAAUUACCGAAAGUUUAUGCGGCGGCAGCAGCAGAGGACCCAAUCGUACGAUGGAUAUUUCGAUUCGAAUGAGCGGGACCAAAUCAGCUCAAGAAGUUGAAACCGAACACUUUGAUGUUCGAUCCAUGCAAUCGGCCAUAUCGUCACAUCGACAACACGAUUCACAAGAAGACGAAGACCAAGAUAGCGGCCCAUCCGAAGUCCCGCCUGCGCUUCCAUUGAUUGAACCACUUAGCUCACGGGAAAUAUCACACGAUAGCAUACAUUUGAUGUGCUCACGGCAUGUCUCACGCGAAAAUUUGGGAUUAAAUAUUCAAACAAUUGACUGCGGUCUACAAGUCACAGAAGAGGAAAUUGCCAGAGAAAUGGGACGUGAUCAUCCAUUGAGCGCAUUGAGUCAUGCAAAUAUGUCAGUUAUAUCCAGUUUUCGUGCGGGCGGUUUUGGAGAUGCAUUCAGCGAUUGCGUGAUUGGUGAACAUACGAGGAACCAAUUUGAUCAAUUAGCACAGCUGCGAGAUUUGUACACGUCACAAUUGGCAAUGGCAGAAGUAACGCCAAAUUAUAAAAUAAAUCAUGCUGGAAGUGUGUAUAGCGAGCCAGCGUUUAGACUCAUGUCAGGAUCAGGCAGUGUAUGUAGUGAGCCGGUAUAUCGAGCGCCCAGCCCAAGAUGUCGUGAUUGUCGUCAAUCGAUGACACUAUCACGAACGCCCAGUCAAAGUUCAUUGCCAAGUUUAAAUGGUUUAAUGCAAAUCGGUGGACUGGAUCAAUAUGCAUCGUUACGCCACCCCGACGGUGCUUCUGAUCCGAAUAUAAGACAAAAAACCGAACAAAUCUUAACGGUCGAUAGUAAAAUAGCUGAGAUUUUAAAUGAACCAACGAUAGUCGAGUUGAUCGAUCACAAAGUGAUAAGUACGCAUUCAAUUACGCCAAUUGUAUCACAAACGCAAGUUCCACAAUUGCCUCCAUUAAGUCUAUCAACGCCCGAAGCUUAUGACAGUGGUCAUGAUUCAUCCACUCCGCGAACUUCAAAACAUUCAGGCAUAUCACGACGAGCCGAAAGCGGUUAUCAUAGUGUGGCAACGUGUUCGGCAGCAACAGCUCGUGAUGGUGACGAUUCUAGUUUUGGAUCUGGUCCUCAUGAUGGUCCACAUCUUUCACAUGCUCAAAAGAUAACGCUUAAAAAGCGAAAUCGUCAAGAGAAAUCAUUGUGCAAUUGGCUGAAAAAUCCAUUCACAUGCACACAACCGGACACCGAAGGUGAGAUCAGCGACUUCUAGUCGAAAUAUUCGCUUGAGUUAUCAUUUUUUUUCGUUUAAAAUCUAAAGAUAAAAUACAUAGUUAAGAACGUGCCGAUGGUUCGUUUAUAUGUUAAACGUUAAAUUCGUUGAAUGUCUUCUUUGUUAAAAUCAAAUCGUUGAUUUGUGUUUGCAUUGGCUUAUUUAAUAAUAGCAGUUAAACCAAUUUUUUUUUCUUUUCAAUUUUUUUUUUAUUGUUACGUCGCCUUUGAUUAUGAUUAUUAUUAUUGAAGUAAAAGAAAUCCGUUAAGAAGAUUUGAUAAAAAAAAAUUCAACGAAACACACCUGAAACGAUGAUGUCUUCGACAAAUGAUUUACUAAUUGUAUUGAGUAGCUUACUAAGACUGACAUGACUUUUUCCGCAAUGUUUUUUUGCACAUUGAAUGAUCGAUUUUUAAUGAACCCACUGUCAUCUGAUGAUUUAUUGCAGAUGACGAUUCAUUUAAAAUCGAUCCAUCGACAUCAACGAACCAAUUUUGAAGGGUAAACGAAUUAUACUACCAUCUAAAUCCAAUUGGAUUCUUUUUUAAAGUCAUACAAUGGAACUGGCUAGCCGCCAUUUAUUGGAAUUUUUUCCAUACCGCUACGUGGAUUAGCCAGUGCUAUUGUAUGAUUUAUCCAUAUAAGACAAAGAGGGAUUGUGUAUAAAUGCAACAUUUUUUCAAAAUCCUAAAAGAAUUUGGUCUCUCUUGAGACAUUAACAAAAUUAUAUUGGAAUUUUACACCUUUUUUUGUGCGUGGCGAAUUAGGUCAUUUUAUGUCAUUCUUAUGACUAGGUAAAUUAGUAAAUCUAUAGCUAUUUAUCCAGAUUCCAUGUAAAAUAUCGGUGAAAUGAAUACCUUUGAAUGAAAAUCAUGUCUUCGGAACACAAUAUGUCUUCAAAAAUUCGACGGCAUUUUAUCGCAACAACAAACUCUACAUGUAUUAUAUGAAAAUCAGUCGUAAAUAUUUUCACUUGGCAUUUAUAAUCCGAACUGUUUUUAAACCAUACAUUUUUCCAAAGCAAAGAAGGAAUGCUGGAAUAUUUCGCGAAAAUCCUUCUUCCCGAACAAACUCUUAAAAUUUUCUUUGAAAAAUUCCUGAUUUCUCAGGAGAACUUUCGUUCGGGAAAACUAUUUUCGGGAAAUGUUCCGGCAUUCACAGAGAAGCAAAGCUGCUUCAAAAUGUAUGAAGAAAUGCAAAGCUUCUCGAGAAAAAAUGCAUAAGAUACAGCGAAGCACUUCAUUAUCAUUCAAUUUUCACACAAAAAAAAAUUAAGUUCACAAAACCUUUCAGAAUUUACAGUUCUUACAGCAAAGUAUUUCGUCUUUGUUUUCAAAGAUGUUUCAUUUUCAUUAAAAAUGCUUCAAAGUAAUUCAGUUUAAGCGGCUUUUGCAUGAAAAUACGCUUCAAUGUACUCAAUGUGAAUAAAUGCGUAAAUGUCGUCCAAUUGCCACCAGCAAACUUGUGUUAAGUAAAUAAGCAAAAAAAUGACCGUCGUACUAGUGCCAAGCA
Messenger RNA from Contarinia nasturtii (swede midge), 6686 nucleotides. Its product is annotated as kinesin-like protein CG14535. Gene Ontology annotation, biological process: microtubule-based movement. The coding region runs from base 375 to 5174 and encodes 1599 amino acids. Lineage: Eukaryota; Metazoa; Arthropoda; Insecta; Diptera; Cecidomyiidae. The record is from RefSeq and is a predicted model, not a curated record. The transcript has 11 exons. Gene Ontology annotation, molecular function: microtubule motor activity; microtubule binding; ATP binding.